CAUCAUUGUUCCAAUGCUGCAAGGCUAACUUACCGGUACCGGUAAUGUCGGUCAUCCUUAUUAUAAUGGAAUUUACAUUCAUCUAGUCUAGACUACAUAUUCUAAUAUUAGCAAUUCGACAUUCAGUUCUGUGGUUAAGUUAUUGUGUAACUACCGGUAUUGAAUGACAAUAACCUGAUAGCUGGACACUAUAACUGUAUAAUUCAACUGCAGAAGUAUGAGUGCAAGCAGUGCAUCCAGCUCAUCUAUGAUGGCAGGUCCAAUGCCUCUUCAACAGGGAAUCAUCAAUGCUAACCAAGCCAGGUUUGCAGGUAAUGAUGAGAAGAUUCAGGAGCUCCUUCGCGAGCUGCAUACAACAAUAUUCGACACGCAGAAGGAAAGAGAGAAUGGAUUUCACAGCCUUGAUAACAUUGCAAAAACACACGAUAAAAUACAAUCAGAACAAAAACUCACAACAUACUAUCGACAAAAACUACGGAAUCUCUACAGCACAGCUCUUGCUGACGCAGGAAAUGAAUGUGAUCUUUUAAGAAAAGGUUUGGCAAUAAUAACACAGAUUAAAACAUUGCAAGAAGAAAAACGUAUGGCUGCAAGAAUAUCAGGCAUGCAUCCACAUGAUGACCAACCGAGGAAAACUAUGCGUCGUGGUGUUUUGAUGAGCAUGCUACAGAAAUCAGCACAAACAUUGCCGCUAUGGAUUGGGAAACCAGAUGAAAAGCCGCCACCAUUAUGCGGAGCAAUUCCAUCUAGUGUUGAUUACAUUGCUAAACCAGGAGACAAAGUUGCAGCGAGAGUGAGAACUGAAGAAGGCGAAGAACAAUGGAUACUAGCAGAGGUCAUUUCAUUCAAUCCUACAUCAAAUAAAUAUGAAGUUGAUGAUAUUGAUGAAGAGGGGAAAGAAAGACAUACAUUGAGCAAAAGAAGAGUUGUUCCUCUUCCACAAUGGAGAGCUAAUCCUGAUACGGACCCAGAUGCCAUAUAUAGCAAAGGGACACUUGUGAUGGCAUUAUACCCUCAGACAACAUGCUUUUAUCGAUCUGUUAUUCAUGUUCAACCGAAGACAUCUCAAGAUGAAUAUUUGGUGCUGUUUGAAGAUAAUUCCUAUGCCGAUGGCUAUUCGCCAGCUCUUCCUGUUGCACAAAAGUAUGUAGUUGUGCCGAAGGAACUGAGAGAAAGCAAGCGGAGAUGAAAUAUAUCAUACCAUAUUUAGUUAUUAUGCAAUACCCUAUAGAAUGAAAUGUUUCUUUGUAUUUUAAACCUUUCUUGUUUAGUUCAUACUACAAUAUCAGACUUUCAUUUUCCAAAAA
Molecule: messenger RNA, 1307 nt
Organism: Styela clava
Lineage: Eukaryota; Metazoa; Chordata; Ascidiacea; Stolidobranchia; Styelidae
Product: SAGA-associated factor 29-like
Cellular component (GO): SAGA complex
Source: RefSeq, a predicted model, not a curated record